ACCGCUGCGCCUUGAUGAUGCUAAGGGCGAUUAAUAACGCGACAGAUGUGACUGAGUUCGAGACUUAGAAUUCGUAGAAUCUUCCGGAAGCGUGUGGAACGCACUGAGACCAUGUGAGAACACCAAUGGAACGCAUGGAUGAUUGAGACUCCCUGAGUAAUCCAGGCUAGCUCCAUUAACGGGAUAACAGCUUUGUAGAGGGAGGUCAGUGAUGGCAUUGAUGGACUUGGAUGAUUGGCAGGUGGUCAAAAAGAAAAAGGCAGCCAGGAAAAUGGUUAGAAGAAAAGAUCAGCCUAUGUUUAAAGCAGAAACCUGCUCCGAGGUCCAUGUUCCUGAAUCCGUCGAAGAACAAAACAACGUGGUCCAGAGAAUUUAUUACACUGUGGAGGACCUGAAACAGUCUGAAUUUUGGGGUACUUGCCAAGAAUGUUUUCAUGUGGCUUUAGAAGAAAGUGAUUCAGGCAAACAUCAAGUGGGAAGUCAACAUACACUCCACAACGCGGACUGUGUGUGCUAUGGACUUGGGAAUUUUUCUUCCUGUGUAAUUGCUCGACACCAACUAGCUUUCCUGCUUUUGUUCCUAGAACAAUUUAAGAUCCCAAGAAACCAAACCUAUGUAUUUGACCCAGUUUUUUCUAUGCUGGAGAUUUCUGUUCUUCAGGAGCUUGGACUCAGUGUUAUUUCUGAAAAUGAGGAGGGGAAGCGUACAAUUUGUAGACACACUGUGUUCUAUAUGCCACACUGCGGGAAGGCCCUCUACAAUAAUCUGUUGUGGAGUAACUGGUCGCAGGAUGCUUUAUCCAAAUUGAUUGUAAUUGGCAACAGUUUUAAAGGCAUUGAAGAAAGAAUGUUGUCCAGAAUACUGCAGAAAGACUAUGUAUAUAUUCAAAAGAGUUUGAAAGCUGUUGAAGAAGCAGCAUUACCAGAAAACCACCAGUUCAACGAUGUUUUCAAUGACAUUUCCAUCCAUUACUUUCCUAUUCAAAAACUCAGGACUUUGCCCAAUGAAAUAUGGAAGCUGCGAGAGCUGCCUAAAUACUAUGAUUGUGAUGAUCUAGAGAUCAUAAGAAAAUAGAAAUGGCAACCGUUCUGUUCUUCUGCAUACAUCCUACCAUAACAUGUAUGGAACACAUCUUACAUUGGAAGAUGAAAUACUGAAUGCUGAAGAGAUUCUCAUAGUCACAAGCUGAGAGUAUUUCAGCCAUAUGGAACCUCUAAGUUCAUCAUUUCAAAGACUGCACACAGAAAUCCAAAGUCACUAUAGGGACACUAUAGUCACCUGAACAACUUUAGCUUAAUGAAGCAGUUUUGGUGUAUAGAACAUGCCCCUGCAGCCUCACUGCUCAAUCCUCUGCCGUUUAGGAGUUAAAUCCCUUUGUUUAUGAACCCUAGGUACACCUCCCUGCA
Messenger RNA from Pelobates fuscus (common spadefoot toad), 1407 nucleotides. RefSeq names its product SRR1 domain containing (gene SRRD). The coding region runs from base 212 to 1075 and encodes 287 amino acids. The record is from RefSeq and is a predicted model, not a curated record. Gene Ontology annotation, cellular component: nucleus; cytoplasm. Lineage: Eukaryota; Metazoa; Chordata; Amphibia; Anura; Pelobatidae. Gene Ontology annotation, biological process: microtubule-based process. The transcript is spliced from 8 exons.